AUGGGGAAGACGUACAUCCUUGCCAGUACUGAUCCCAGCCUUAGACUGUUUGAAUCCGGCGUAUUGCAUUAUGUUUACAUAGGUUAGCAAAUAACUAAUGCUGCUGUAAAAUGCCAGUUCGGAGAGGUCACAAUGUUCCUCAGAAUACUUUUGUAGACAUUAUUAUCAGAAAGUUUGACAGUCUUAAUAGAAGGUUCGUUUUAGCCAAUGCCCAGUUGGAAGAUUAUCCAAUUAUUUAUUGUAACGAUGGGUUCACUGAGCUGAUGGGCUACACGAGAGCAGAGGUUAUGCAGCGAUCGUGUAUGUGCGAGUUUCUACAUGGACCCCUUACCAAUCAGUACGCGGUCGCCAAUAUCGAGAAGGCACUGUCUACCUACGAAGAAUGUCAAGUGGAAAUAGUAUAUUACAAAAAAGGCGGCUCGAAGGUUUUAUGCAGCCAAGUGAUGGCACCGAUUCGUAAUGAAGAAGGAGCAACUUGUAUGUUCAUCAUUAAUUUUGAAGAUGUUACAAACGCCCCCUAUCGCGAAGAGCAACCGGAAAUCGGAUAUUCACUUCGGGAAUCUCGUCAACCAACUACAAAAAUGCUCCAUCAUGUUGAAGUGUCUAGCUCAAUGGUGAGUCCUGAAAACGAGGCUAGUGCUAUGGAAAUAAUCUCGUCAAGUUCCGCAAUGGACUGGAAUAAGGUUUCAACACAUCAUAUUAAGAAAACAAGAAGUUUGGAGAUUAGUAUUUUAUCGUUACUACACGGCUGUAACAUCCCAUCACUGACCAGAACUAGUGCUAUGCCCUCUUUGACUUCAUUGGAAGCUGUUCAGGAAAUGCACGAGGCCUUUAAGGUUUCGCCAUUUGCUACAGCUACAGUAAACAAUCGAAGCAAAUCCCUCCCAAUUGCUUCUUCUGAUUCGAAUCUGUCACUUUACAGAAUUCAUAAACAAUGUGUUGUACCACCAUCACUAAGCAGCUUGAAAACAGAGGGCGCCAGCAGACAGAAGGAUACUCGAUCGUCCAACACGUCCAAGUUUUUACAAGAGAUGCAAACUCAUAGCAAACGCUAUGUUGGCGAGAAGGUUGCGAAGGUGCUGUCGUUGAGCGCUGAUGUUCUUCCAGAGCACAAGCUUCAGAAGCCCAGAAUCAACAAAUGGACUAUCCUUCACUACUCUCCUUUUAAGGCCUUUUGGGACUGGAUAAUACUCUUGUUAGUCAUUUACACCGCCAUCUUCACACCUUACGUUGCAGCGUUCUUGCUGAAUGAGAACAGGACCAAGCGUAACAAGAAUUACGGCGACGACCCUAUCGUCAUUAUCGACCUUUUAGUCGACGUCAUGUUUAUCAUCGAUAUACUCAUCAAUUUUCGGACAACUUAUGUCAACUCAAAUGAAGAAGUCGUCAGCCAUCCAGGUCGGAUUGCUGUCCACUACCUUCGAGGUUGGUUUAUUAUUGACAUCGUGGCAGCAAUUCCUUUUGACUUGCUGCUUUUCGGCUCCGAGACUGACGAGACCACAACUCUGACUGGUCUGCUGAAAACAGCUCGACUACUAAGAUUGGUGAGAGUGGCUAGAAAAAUCGACCGCUACUCAGAGUAUGGAGCAGCUGUACUGCUUUUGCUCAUGGCUACUUUCGCGCUAAUUGCUCAUUGGCUCGCCUGCAUCUGGUAUGCCAUUGGCAACGCCGAGCGCCCUCUUCUAACCCACAAGAUAGGCUGGCUUGACCACCUGGCUAAUGCCACCCACCAAUUCUACAACAACUCAAAUGGAGGACCAAGCAUCAAAGCCAAGUAUGUGACUGCAUUGUACUUCACAUUCAGUAGCCUGACAAGUGUGGGUUUUGGCAACGUCUCUCCAAACACAAACAUGGAAAAGAUCUUCGCCGUCCUUAUUAUGCUCAUCGGAUCUCUAAUGUAUGCCAGUAUUUUUGGUAAUGUAUCUGCCAUCAUCCAGAGAUUGUACUCUGGAACCGCUCGUUACCACACUCAGUUACUCCGGGUGAAGGAGUUUAUUCGGUUUCAUCAGAUUCCAAACCCACUUCGACAGAGGUUGGAAGAAUACUUUCAGCACGCCUGGACUUACUCUAAUGGUAUCGACAUGAAUAUGGUGCUGAAGGGGUUUCCAGACUGUCUUCAAGCUGACAUAUGCCUUCACUUGAACAGACAACUCUUAGAAAAUACCCCACCAUUUAAUAGUGUAAGUCCUGGAUGUUUGAGGGCGUUCUCCAUGAAAUUCAAAACAACACAUGCUCCACCUGGUGACACGCUAGUACAUCGUGGAGAUGUUCUGGCAGCUCUUUAUUUUAUUGCAAGGGGAACAAUUGAAAUUUUAAAAGAUGAUAUAGUAAUGGCAAUAUUAGGGAAGAGCGAUGUGUUUGGAGAGAACCCUUGCAUCCAUCAAACAGUAGGAAAGUCCAGUUGUAAUGUCCGUGCCUUGACCUACUGCGAUCUCCAUAAAGUCCUCCGGGAAGAUCUUCUGGACGUUCUGGAGCGCUAUCCAGAAUUCUACGAUUCUUUUAAAAGUAACAUGGAUAUCACGUUCAACCUCCGAGAUGAUGAACAAGUAGCGGUUGACCCAGAUAUAUUUAGAGGAAGAUUUGCUUAUGGCCAAGUAAAAACGCCCGAUGAAGUGGAGGAUCCGCGUGUUGUGGCUUACCAAUAUCCUCGACCCAGAAAGCGGAAAAAAGCUUCUCAUAUUCAAUCAUCUGAAUGUAUCACAGAACUAAUUGAUGAGGUACAUAAUAGGAGAUACAGUGGAACGGGAAUCUUAGAGUUUUCGCCACAAAAAGCAGGUCAAGACAUAACCUCUGCAAACCUAGAAUUUGAUAAUCGGUCUAAUAAGCGACGUAGUACACUUCAAUCACUUUUCGCAGGUGGUGCUAUGUCAAGCGUAACAAAUUUAACUAGAGCGAUUUUAGGUGGUGCCAAUGAGACGAUCACUGACCGGUCUCGCUCUGGGAGUCUUACCAUGAGGUUAGAAGAAAGAACAGAGAAUGGAAACACUGCCUUUAGACCAGAGUCAAGAAUUGGUUCAGUUAACGACAUCGACAACAAUAAGAUUCCAGUAUCAGGUUCUGUACCAACAGCACCAUCAGUUGGCAGUACUAAUUUUCGGCCUGUUGAAGAAGUGAAGACCUCUCAAUUUAUACCAAAACAGAUAUCUUUCAAAAGCCGUCUUGCUUCAGACAGGGUAAGAAGUAAACCCUGCAGAAGAGUUAAUAGCUUGCAGUGUACUCAUUCUUCUUUGGGAAAGCAUAGAGUAAAAUCUCUCUCGCAGAGUCUAGAUUUAGGAAGAUCUUUGGAAGAGCCUGUAUUUGAAGAUCAGCCUAUCCUGAAUUUGCCUGAAUCACUAAAUGCUCAUUGCGUUGAACAACGCCUUACAGCGCCCUCUUCUGUGCAUGAAGACUCUCAUAUUUCUAUGCGUAGCCAAUCACAACCUACCGAUCUAAUCCAGUCAAAAAUGAUUCUGCCAGUUCAUACUUCAAGGAGUCAGAGUGAUAGCUGGAUAACAAAACACAAAGUAACCUCUCCAACUGUCCGUCACGGUACUUUAUCUUCGGAUAGAGAAGUGAACCGAAGACCUUCUACUGGUAACUGUAAGAGGGUUCGUGGACGAUCAUUUAUGGUGCAAGAACAAGGAAGAGAUUCUAAGACUUCGGAUGUAUAAAUACGUAUAAUUCGUUCACCUCUCAAUCUAUUUUUAUACUACCAAUGUACCACUAAUUUAUUGUUGAUUUUUAACAUCAUAUAAUAUGUACAUUCUCUAAAACUGAAGACAUAUAUAGGUCAUAUGUCUUAUCCAUAACAACCUCCGACAAUGGUUUAAUAAUAUUUUAGAGAUUGCUGGAUAUGAAGACUACAGUAGCGAAGUAUUAGCAAAACAUUAUUCUCAAUUUACUGUCGAUUAUAUUUUAAUUCUGAGGUCAAAUCCAAGAAUACUGGAGUCAUUUUACAUCAUAACAGCAUCUUUUAUAUAAUUCUAUUAACUUUAGUUCUAUAAUCUAAAGUCGUUUAGACAGUUUAAAGUUACAAUUCAAAUUGAAGGGAAAAUGGUGAUCUUAGCUGGUUCUAUAUAGUUAAAAUCCUGGGACAGUGAUAAAAUGAUGUUUAGUAGCACAGCCGUAUAGUCAAAUAGCACACAUUAGGCAAUGAAGCCCUUCAGAUGAUGAAAAUAGCUCAAAUGUGAUGAAACGCAAGUCUGGCGUAUGCAAUAAGCACUAGAAGUACUCCUUAAAGGAUGACAUGAAGCUUCUUCAUGUAUGAUAGUAAAUGUAACGAAAAUAAAUGUUAACUUAUGCAUUAGGAGCACUCUAAAGAAUGACAUAAAAUCCUUUCAGAUGAGAGCAAAUGUCAUAAAAUCAAGGUUAGCUUAUGCAUUAGAAGUACUCUUUAAAAUAGCAUGAAGUCCCUUCAGAUGACAGCAAAUGUAAUGAAAAUUAAUGUUAGCUUAUGCCUUAGAAGUACUCUUUAAAAUAGCAUGAAAUCCCUUCAGAUGACAGCAAAUGUAAUGAAAAUUAAUGUUAGCUUAUGCACUAGGAGUACUUUCAAAGAAUGGCAUGAAGCCCUUUCAGAUGAUAUAAAUUUAAUAAAAAUCAAGGUUAGUUUAUUCAUUUGAAGUACUUUUUAAAUAUGGCAUGAAGUCUCUUCAGGUAAUAACAAGUUUUAAAAAACAUCAAGUUUAGCUUAUAGAAUAAGCUAAACUAAGAACUAAGAGCACUUUAAAACUUUAUAGAACUAAGAGCACUUUAAAAAACAGCAAGAAGUCUCUUCAAAUUAUAGCAAAUAUAAUAAAAAAUAAGGCUAACCUAUUCAUCAGAAGUAUUCUAUAAAAAGUGGCUUGAAGCCCCUUCAGAUCAUGGCAAGUAUCCAAAUAUAAU
Limulus polyphemus (Atlantic horseshoe crab) is the source of this 4860-nucleotide messenger RNA. RefSeq names its product potassium voltage-gated channel subfamily H member 6-like. Gene Ontology annotation, molecular function: inward rectifier potassium channel activity. The transcript has 16 exons. Gene Ontology annotation, biological process: potassium ion transmembrane transport; membrane repolarization during action potential. Lineage: Eukaryota; Metazoa; Arthropoda; Merostomata; Xiphosura; Limulidae. Gene Ontology annotation, cellular component: membrane. The record is from RefSeq and is a predicted model, not a curated record. Bases 111 to 3650 code for a protein of 1179 amino acids.